AUGAACAGAAUUAAAGAGCAAAAGGAGAAGAAACGGGGGAGGGAGACAAAUGAAACGGAAAAUGGCAGGAAAGGGAAGGAUGAGCAUGACGAGGACGUAUCGGUUGAGAAGAAUACUGAAGCGAGAAACGGUAGCAAAAGAAAAAGCACGGAGAAGAAAGUAAACGAGAUGAAAAGGAAGAGGGAAAGCGGGCACAACACUGAAAAAGAAAAUACGUCAUCAAAAAAUGGAAGACGUGCGAUAAAGCAUGAAAUGAUGAUCGGUGAUGCAAACCAUACGGAGAGCAACCCUGACACAGAAGACAGUGAUAAGCACAACGGAAAUGAGGCGAUGAUCAGCACCGUUCGUGUAACGCACGGUGCAUUAACACAGGCGGUGUACACCAAGAACGUACGAUUUUUGAUCAAUUUUACGUAUUUGGAUGAGCAGUCCAAAAUAGGGGAAUUGACCGAUCUGUCCAGGCAGUGCAAGGUUGAUUUACUGCUUUUUCUUUUUAGCACGGUGAAGAAAGGCAUUGUUGUGGAACUGCUCGAUCUUGUCGUUCUAUUGCUGCGCAGCAGCAGGGAAUUGCUGUACGACAGGACAUACAAGGGUGUGGUACAGGACGUGGUGAAGUACCUCAAGGAGUACUCCUUGGAGUACAACAAGGUUGUUUAUUUGAAAGGUAGGUUGAGCUGUUUGAGGAGGGACAGGAGGGGAAAGGAAAGGGCAAUGGUAGAGCAGAAUGAGAAUGAACUGGGGUGAUAGAAAAGCGGUGCACAUUUGAUAAAGAACGUGGUAGAAUGCUUUUUGUUUUGGAUCGGCUUACUCAGAUGAAGUUGAUGAUCUUUUACGGUUUAUGUUUAUUCUUUUCGGUCUGUGUUCCGUUGCUUUCAUGUUUUGCGCAUUUACCACACAUCGUUAUUCUCCCUCCACUUUUGUUCAUCAUACCUUCCCACGCCGUUUCUGUCCUUUCAAACAGUUUCGCUAAUUAAACACUUCUGAUCAUGAAAUGUUUCACACAAAAGGCCUUU
Vavraia culicis subsp. floridensis is the source of this 1013-nucleotide messenger RNA. RefSeq lists its product as uncharacterized. The transcript has a single exon. Lineage: Eukaryota; Fungi; Microsporidia; Pleistophoridae. The record is from RefSeq and is a predicted model, not a curated record. Bases 1 to 744 code for a protein of 247 amino acids.